Molecule: messenger RNA, 666 nt
Organism: Culicoides brevitarsis
Lineage: Eukaryota; Metazoa; Arthropoda; Insecta; Diptera; Ceratopogonidae
Product: chymotrypsin-2-like
Exons: 1
Coding region: 1-666 (221 amino acids)
Biological process (GO): proteolysis
Molecular function (GO): serine-type endopeptidase activity
Source: RefSeq, a predicted model, not a curated record
AUGGAAUAUUAUUGUGGCGGUGUCUGGAUCAGUGUGAAAUUCGCCAUGACAACUGCUUAUUGCUUGACGUACCAUCACGACAUUUCCCACGUAGGUCAACUCGAUCAGCAGAACAAAUGGCCUCAACGUUCCCCACUCACUUACGAGAUAAGAUCUAAAUUUUACUUCCCAAACUACACUCGCGAAGGCGUCCAUUGGUUCGAAAAUGAUAUCGGACUUGUUCGAGUUGAUAAAUCGCAUUACUGGCAAAAUUAUCCGAGAUUCAUGAAAAGUUGGCAGCGAUGGGGUGAAAUAACGACAAAACCUGUUCUCAUGCACGGCUUUGGCAGAACGGAAAACGGCGAUUAUUCGACAUUUCUGAAGUACAUGACGGGAAGAUUGCACCUAAAAGACUCGUAUUCUCAGAAAAAUUGUGAUAUUCCAGCUGUUAAAAUGGAAAUGGCGUUUUGUAUGGAACCUAUGGAGCCCUUCGAUGAAAUUGACAAUGGAGAUAUGGGAAAUGUUGUUUAUUAUGACGUAAAAGAUCCGGAGAAUUAUGGACCUGAAAAUCGAGUUAUUUUGGGAAUCGUGAGUUUCAAGUAUGGAGACCCGAGAAAUAUUAUUCUGACGAAUGUUUCGUAUUAUGAAGAAUGGAUUCGAAGUACAAUAAUUGAAAAUCCGUAUUAA